GGUGGUACGACCCGCCCGUCUCCAAGGCAGCAGAAACACUGGAAUGGAGGCGGAGUCACAUCAGCUGGACUCGGUCCCUGUGACACAUAAUCGAGUGUUUUAGCAAAAGGACAAGAAGUUGCUUUGCACUCUUUCGUUCGGAAACUGAAGGGCAGCAGCUCCAUUGUCAGCUAGACGAACUGACGUGUUAUUAAAGGCAAACCCGUGUGUGUGAUUAAACCCAAGCAGGCUCGCUCUCCUGGUCUCCUGGACAUGGCUAAAGAUCCACUAGCAGAAGCUGGACUUCAUUUCGAUGAACUCAACAAGUUACGAGUGCUCGAUCCAGAUGUUUCCCAGAAGACCACUGAGCUUAAAGAAGAAUGCAAAGACUUUGUAGACAAAAUUGGACAGUUUCAGAAGAUAGUGGGUGGGCUUAUCGAAAUGGUGGAUGAAUUAGCCAAGGAAGCAGAAAAAGAAAAAAUGAAGGCGAUAGGUGCUAGAAAUCUGCUGAAAUCAGUUGCGAAACAACGAGAGGCUCAGCAGCAACAACUCCAGGCUCUAAUUGCAGAGAAGAGGAUGCAGCUGGAAAGGUACAGAAUCGAAUAUGAAGCUCUCUCCAAAGUCGAAGCGGAGCAGAAUGAAUUCAUUGACCAGUUUAUGCUGCAGAAGUGAUCGUCUUUUCUUCUGCAUUUUGUCAAGAGGACAGAAAGUAUGAUGCUAUGCGUCUCUUUGACAAUGACUUCGCUAAUAAGAAGUAGGAUUCUCACUUGAUUUGUUUCAAUACGUGGCUUUAACAACCUCAACAUAUGACCCAUAUCAUGACCAGUUCCUGGGGUUACAAAUGUAACAUAUCUGUUCCACGAUAAGGCAUUAGUAUUUAUAUAAAACAGAACAUAUUUAUACUAUUUAUAUAGAAGUAUUCUGUACACUUUAUUUUAAUACCUCUUUUGCUACCAGGUAAUAAAUACAGUAUCUGCAUGUUACUGUAAUUAAUUACAAGACCAAGACUUGAGUGUUUUAUCUGUAUAUUUUGUAUCCUUUUUGUGAUUUGAAAGCUUUGAUUUGAUUUUCUUUAAUUUUUCAACACCCUUGAUAGUUCAUGGGACCACAAAAGGAGGUACAUUUUAAAGGUUCUGGACAUUUUGUACUCAAACAGUGCAUUUAUUUACUUUGUUUACAAUACAUUUAUUAAAAUUCUUACACAAUACUUAUUGUCAAAGUACUGUUCGUGUUGACACGAUGACUCGAUGUAAACAUGAUGUAUAUUUGAAUAAAACUAUUUUUGCUCA
Molecule: messenger RNA, 1268 nt
Organism: Hemibagrus wyckioides
Lineage: Eukaryota; Metazoa; Chordata; Actinopteri; Siluriformes; Bagridae
Gene: ift20
Product: intraflagellar transport 20 homolog (Chlamydomonas)
Exons: 5
Coding region: 253-651 (132 amino acids)
Biological process (GO): intraciliary transport; centrosome localization; protein localization to cilium
Cellular component (GO): cilium; centrosome; intraciliary transport particle B
Source: RefSeq, a predicted model, not a curated record